AUAUUAGGCGCGCGAAUAUCGCAAUCUUGGUUUGAAAAAAACCAAAUAAUUCGACAAAUGUUUUUUGUGUCUGUCUUUGUCUUCACUAGGCACGCCUCCCCACCUCAUCAAAGAUGAAUGAAGACAAUUAGUCUAUAUAAUAUAAUAAUGCAAUUGCUCACCAAUAAUUUAUAGUUGUAUCUCAGAACAAAACUGUUGAAUUCUACUCUUUUCUUCUUCAAGUCAUAUAUAUAUAAUGAUUAUUAUUCCUCUGCGUCUAUUCCCUCUGUUUUCUGCAAUUCUGCUGGCAAUUAUUGCAUUUCCGGACAUUUGCAGGUUUAUUUCCGGUUUAAGAUCUUGCUUAAAAGACGCUCGGUGGUAAUAAUUACGGCUUAAACGCGACAAAACAGACUGUAUCGUACUUGUAUGAUGCUGCUACUGUGCACGUGAGCGAAAGGUUGCUGAAUUGAGGUUGAAAAUACAGAUGAAGUGUGCGUAAGAAAUGUAUGAUUAUCGGCGUGUCCACUAGAUGGACCGGAGGAGUUGGCUGUGGCGCCGGAAGUCGUCCGAGAAAAGUCCCAAUGGUGAAACAGAAAGCUCAGGAUCAAUAUCAUCACAUUCAGAAAGAUUUUCUGAUGAUCAGGCCUCAUCAAAUCAUAACACUCACUCACCAGAAGUCAUAUCAAAAGCUGUACCUAGCGAUGAAGAACUUAAUGAAAGUGUGAAGACUUUAUCAGAGAAAUUAUCAGAAGCUCUUGUAAACAUUCGUGCGAAGGAAGACUUGGUAAAGCAGCAUGCCAAAGUCGCGGAGGAAGCUGUCUCGGGAUGGGAGAGAGCUGAAAAUGAAGUGCUAGUUCUGAAGAAACAAACUGAGGCCGUAACUCAGAAAAACUCGGUCCUUGAAGAACGUGUUAGACAACUUGAUGGAGCCCUUAAAGAGUGUUUGAGACAACUUCGACAGGCAAGAGAAGAGCAAGAACAAAAGCUUUAUGAUGCUGUUGCGCAGAAAAGUUGUGAAUGGGAAUCGACGAAAUCAGAACUUGAAAACCAGCUUAUCGAACUCCGUUCUCAACUUCAAAGUGCUAAAACAGAUGUCAUUAAGCUUGAAACCAUGGAGAAAGAGAACGCAAUCCUGAAGCGAGAACUCCACUCUCAAUCUGAAGAACUGAAACUGAUGACCUGCGAGAGGGACUUGAGCACCCGUGCCGCAGAAUCUGCUAGUAAACAGCAUCUUGACAGCAUAAAAAAGACAGCGAAGCUUGAGGCAGAGUGUCGCAUGCUAAAGGCAUUGGCUCGCAAAGCAUCACAUGCAAACGAUCUUCAUUCUUCUACUUCCACAGUUCAUGUAGAAUUUUUUGCAGAUAGUCAGUCGGAUAUUGUAGAUAAUCUACUGGUUAUUGAAAAUGACAAUUGUAAGAUUAAUGGAUUGAAACCAGUGGACAGCGGGUUUUACAAGCCCGAGUCUCGGGUUAUAGUGGCAGAGAUGGGUAAAUUUAAGUAUGAAAGGCCUCUGGGAAGAAAUCAUAUGGUUUCGUCUGUUGAGAUUGAUCUCAUGGAUGAUUUUCUUGAAAUGGAGAGGUUUGCAUCGUUACCUGAGACGGAGAGUGGAAGCGGCCCUGAAACAGGAGCCGAGGGUAGGGAUCAACCUUUAAAAGCUGAACUGGACACCAUGAUUACUCGGACAGCUGAACUUGAAGAAAAGUUGGAGAGGGUGGAAGCAGAGAAAAUAAAUUUGGAAAUGGCUCUAAAGGAGUGCCAAAAACAGCUUAAGACUUCCCAAGAUCAACUAAAGGAAACACAGUUGAAAUUGGUGGACCUGGAAACUCAGCUUGCUAUGGUGAAUGAAGCAAAGAGAUUGUCUGAGCUUGAAGUCGAGGCUGCCAAUGAAAAGCUUACCAAAUCGACAAAUAAUUUAGAAGAUGCCAAGGUCAAUCUGGUCGAACUUAAAAAUCAGUUAAUAGUUGCAAAUGAGGAAAAGUUUGUGAUUGAGUCCGAACUUAAAACUAGGAAUAUAAAGAAACAAGAAGUUGAGUUACAUGUCAAAUCACUGGAACUUGAGUUGGAAGCCUUGCAUUCGAGCAUUGGUACUUUAGAAGAAGAGAUUAAAAGAGAAAAAUGUGUUUCGGGGGAAGCUGUUGUGAGGUGUCAGACAUUAGAAAACGAGAUUUCGAGAAUGAAACUGGAUUAUCAGCUUCAGAGAUCAGCUGGAAUUGAAGAGUUCAGAAUCAAUCAGGAUAAAGAACUGGCAGUGGCUGCUAGUAAAUUCACUGAGUGUCAAAAGACAAUUGCUUCUCUCAGUCGACAGCUAAAAUCUCUCGCGACAUUUGAUGAUUUCCUGAUAGACUCAGAGAGGCCAGUAUGACUCCUUUGAAAAAGCACAUUCGCAAUCUUCGUGUUAAAAUUGCAUUCCCGAGGAAAUUUCACCCAACAUUAUAUUACGAAGCUUGAGCUGUUAUUAAUGGAUUGUUCGUGCCACUGAAGUUUUGUUGGAGUAAGAAGCUAUAUGUAAGAAUUGAGGGGGGAUUAUUAUUUUUUGUCUCGGAAACAGCCUAGUAUGUGUUUAGAUGUCAGAUUUGUAAUUAAACCUUCGAUUUCGUUAUUUGAAAUUAAAUUGCAGAAAAAGGAUAAUAAACUUACUAGGAUGAAACUUAGAAUCCAAGCAAAAACACAACUUUUCUUCUUUGUAUAGGAUGAAACUUAGAAUCCAGGCAAAAACACAACUUUUCUUCUUUGUAUAUUCAGAUUUCUUGGUA
Olea europaea var. sylvestris is the source of this 2732-nucleotide messenger RNA. Its product is annotated as filament-like plant protein 3. Lineage: Eukaryota; Viridiplantae; Streptophyta; Magnoliopsida; Lamiales; Oleaceae. The transcript is spliced from 5 exons. Bases 509 to 2341 code for a protein of 610 amino acids. The record is from RefSeq and is a predicted model, not a curated record.